GAAGGGUUAAUUGGUUCAUCUAUUACAAGCAAACGAAGAAAUCGUGAGAUCACGCGUAAACAACAAGCCGGUAACAUGUAUGCAGUUGUGUUCAAACAAGAAGCAGCGCAUGAUGAUGCCAUUUGGUCGUGUGCUUGGCAAUGCAAUGAUAAAGAUGGUGUUGACAACAUUGUGACUGGUUCUGUUGACAAUACUGUCAAGAUUUGGAAAUGGACGAAUGAUGAGCUGGAGCUACGGCAUACAUUAGAAGGUCAUCAGCUUGGCGUUGUAUCUGUUGACUUGGACUGCCAUGGAAAGAUUGCAGCGUCAAGUUCACUUGACAGUUGUAUUCGACUCUGGGACAUAGAAUCUGGACAGCAGCUGAAAGCGAUUGAUGCUGGCCCAGUGGACUCGUGGUCAAUCACCUUCUCUCCGGAUGCCCAGAUACUAGCUACAGGCAGCCACACGGGCAAGAUCAACCUGUAUGGAGUGGAGUCCGGAACAAAGAAGUCUGAACUUGAGACAAGGGGAAAGUUCACUCUCAGCAUUGCAUAUAGCCCAGAUGGAAAGUAUCUUGCAAGUGGUGCCAUAGAUGGAAUUAUUAACAUAUUUGAUGUGACAACAGGAAAGGUCAUUCACACAUUAGAAGGCCAUGCAAUGCCUAUCAGAUCGUUGGCAUUCUCUCCCGAUUCUCAGCUGUUGGUUACUGCCUCAGACGAUGGACACAUAAAGAUGUAUGACGCGCAAAAUGCUCACCUUGCGGGUACGCUAGCAGGCCAUGGGUCAUGGGUGCUGAGUGUUGCUUUCUCUCCAGAUCAGAUGCAUUUCGUUUCAAGCUCAUCGGAUAAGACAGUAAAAGUGUGGGAUGUAGGCAAGAAACAGUGUAUACACACAUUCACUGACCACACUGAUCAGGCGUGGGGAGCCCGAUACAAUGGCGAUGGGUCCAAGCUAGUUUCAGUUGCUGAAGACAGGGCUAUACACAUCUAUGACUGUCCAUUGUGAGUUGGUCCAUAUCUCACACGUUUGUGAGCUGUUGUAUACAUGUAUGUAUGGGAAGCAAUGCAUUUUUUAUCAAAAUAUCUGAACAUUAGUCUGUAACCACUCGCAAAUUAUCAACUCGACCUGUUACGACUUUGACAUUGAAAUUUGCAUUGUGCGAUUGAUAGUAAAAUCUGAACAUAAAUUUAGUAUUAGAUAAAUCUCUAUACGUUAGUAAUAGUCAGUCACCCAAAAAAUAUUGCUAUUUUGCAUGGGAUAUGUUGAGAUGUGAAACAUGCAAAAAGUAAACAUGUUGUUCAUGAAUACUUUGCAAAAAUAUGGUAACGUGAAAAUGUGUAAAUAAAGGAUAAAUGGCUUGUUUUAAAAUAA
Molecule: messenger RNA, 1350 nt
Organism: Priapulus caudatus
Lineage: Eukaryota; Metazoa; Priapulida; Priapulimorpha; Priapulimorphida; Priapulidae
Product: WD repeat-containing protein 61-like
Exons: 10
Coding region: 76-984 (302 amino acids)
Cellular component (GO): Cdc73/Paf1 complex
Molecular function (GO): protein binding
Source: RefSeq, a predicted model, not a curated record